AUGGCAGAUAUUACUCAACAAAUGAACAACCUUUCAGUUGAACAAGGUUCGCAAGGAAACGGUUCGUCCCGCUCGCAGUAUGUUCCACCUCAUCUUCGUAACAGACCAUCAGGCGGCAAUGGAUCUUUUGGCGGCAACCGUCGUGGUGGGUUUAAUAACAACUCUUUUGGAGGAUUUGAUAACAACCGCCGUGGAGGAUAUAAUAAUAACUCGUUUGGAGGAUAUAAUAACAACCGUCGUGGAGGAUUCAACAACGCACGCGGGUCAGGCAGAUAUAAUACGCCUAAGCCAGGUGUUGGUAGAUGGGUCGAUGGUAAGCACGAACCAGCAGAGAAAAACGAGAGACUCGAAAAGGAAUUAUAUGGGAUUGACGAAGAGCCAACCACGCAAUCUUCCGGUAUUAAUUUCGACAACUACGAUGACAUUCCAGUUGAGGCAUCAGGUGAAGGAGUUCCAGAACCUAUUACUGCUUUCACAGCACCACCAUUGGACCCAUUGUUGGUGGAAAACGUCAAGUUAUCCAGAUUCACAAAGCCUACUCCAGUGCAAAAGUACUCGGUGCCUAUUGUUGCUGCCGGAAGAGAUUUGAUGGCAUGUGCCCAAACUGGUUCCGGUAAGACUGGUGGUUUCUUGUUCCCAGUGUUAUCUGAAUCGUACAUGAACGGACCAGCUGAGGUUCCAGAAACUGCUGGCGCCUUCUCCUCGCACAAGGUUUACCCUACUGCGUUGGUGAUGGCUCCAACCAGAGAAUUGGUGUCGCAAAUUUUCGACGAAGCCAAGAAGUUCGCCUACAGAUCGUGGGUGCGCCCAAGCGUCGUCUACGGUGGUGCUGAUAUUGGUGGCCAAAUCAGAAACUUGGAAAGAGGAUGUGACUUGUUAGUCGCUACUCCAGGUCGUCUUAAGGACUUGUUGGAAAGAGGCCGUGUAUCCUUGGCUAGCAUUAAAUACUUAGUGUUAGAUGAAGCUGAUAGAAUGUUGGAUAUGGGUUUCGAACCACAAAUCAGACACAUUGUCCAAGAAUGUGACAUGCCAGGUGUUGAAGACAGACAAACCUUGAUGUUUUCAGCCACCUUCCCAAAGGAAAUUCAAUUUUUGGCCCGUGAUUUCUUAAAAGAAUAUAUCUUCUUAUCUGUUGGUCGUGUUGGUUCUACCUCCGAAAACAUUACCCAAAAGAUCUUAUACGUCGAAGACGAAGAAAAGAAGUCUGUGUUAUUGGACUUAUUAUCUGCAAACGACAACGGUUUAACAAUCAUUUUCACAGAAACCAAGAGAAUGGCUGAUAACUUGGCCGACUUCUUAUACGACCAAGGUUUCCCAGCCACUGCUAUCCAUGGUGACAGAUCACAAUACGAAAGAGAAAAGGCUUUGGCUGCGUUCAAGACUGGUACUGCUCCAAUCUUAGUCGCCACUGCAGUUGCCGCCAGAGGGUUAGAUAUUCCAAACGUUUCCCAUAUUGUCAACUAUGAUUUACCAAGUGAUAUUGAUGAUUACGUUCAUAGAAUCGGUCGUACUGGUCGUGCCGGUAACAUUGGUAUUGCUACCGCUUUCUUCAACAGAAAUAACAAGAACAUUGUCAAGGGCUUAGUUGAUUUAUUGACUGAAGCUAACCAAGAAAUUCCUGAUUUCUUAAACAAGAUUGCUAGAGAAUCAGCCUUUGGUGGAAAGUCCAUGCGUGGCGGUAGUUCUCGUGGCGGUAGAGGAGGAGCUACCAGAGAUUUCAGAAAGCAAGGUGGCAGCUACGGUGGUGGUGCCAGCUCUUCUAACUGGGGCGGAAGCAGCAGCAGCGGCGGUGGCUGGGGUUCUUCAAACAACGGCGGUUAUUCUGGAUACAGUGGCCGUAGUAACGGUUCAUCAAGUUACGGUAACCCAUCCGCCAGUAACUCCUGGUGGUAA
Messenger RNA from Debaryomyces hansenii CBS767, 1893 nucleotides. It is a transcript of the gene DED1, whose product is annotated as DEAD-box ATP-dependent RNA helicase. The record is from RefSeq and is a predicted model, not a curated record. Gene Ontology annotation, molecular function: ATP binding; RNA helicase activity; RNA binding. NCBI's taxonomy places the organism in Eukaryota, Fungi, Ascomycota, Pichiomycetes, Serinales, Debaryomycetaceae. Gene Ontology annotation, cellular component: nucleus. Bases 1 to 1893 code for a protein of 630 amino acids. The transcript has a single exon.